Messenger RNA from Hydractinia symbiolongicarpus, 6437 nucleotides. Its product is annotated as Na(+)/H(+) exchanger beta-like. The coding region runs from base 3134 to 5521 and encodes 795 amino acids. NCBI's taxonomy places the organism in Eukaryota, Metazoa, Cnidaria, Hydrozoa, Anthoathecata, Hydractiniidae. The transcript is spliced from 24 exons. The record is from RefSeq and is a predicted model, not a curated record. Gene Ontology annotation, biological process: sodium ion transport; proton transmembrane transport; regulation of pH. Gene Ontology annotation, molecular function: sodium:proton antiporter activity. Gene Ontology annotation, cellular component: membrane.
ACUGGGUCAGGAUAUCGGGUAUCACCUAGGGUAUCGGGUCUCACUUUUCCUAUAUGCCUUGACAGAUGUUGCUGUAAGAGAAGCACUGGCACGGAGGGUGUAUAUUUUUCUUGGAGUUUUUUUCAAAUCUGUGGUUCGCGCCGGCCUGAAAAUGUUUUGUUUUUACAGAAACCUUUACUGCAAGAUGGAACAACGGAGCUGCGACAACAUUACCAUUUUUUAAAUUUACCUUGUAGCUACCCUGAAAAUAAAAUUGCAUUGCAUGCAUAGUAUGACUUCUGCUUCUGAUCUGUGCUCUUUUGCUUUGUUUGUAUUUAUCAUAAUUCUGAUUUGCCUGCAUCCUCCUGAGCAAAUAACCCAAGCCAGGUAUACUGUUCCAUAUUAUGUUGGUUGAGAAAUUUGAAAAGAAUGGAGGAGGAUAAUUUGAGUAAGGAAGUGUAAAGACGAUAGUUCCUGAGGAAAAGCCUAGGUCUGUGCUGUGGGAGGUAGGUUGAGAAUGGCAUAGCAGGAGGUGAAAAGGAAUUUGAGUUUAGCACUAACAAAGUCUAAAUCAGAUUGGAAGGAAGUCAUUAAUAUACCGUGUACAACCUACGCUUGCAUGGAAAUGGAUUUAAAGCUUUAAUGAUUAUGAUUAAAAUUUGUUUCAAGAGAUGAUUUCAUUUGUGCCAAUUCUUUUAAACCACGAGACAAAAUUUAUAGCUACAUUUCAUCAGUUUUUUUUGCAAUGUUAAAUCUUCACGAAAAGGCUCAAUGAAAAUCAUUAUUUUUUUCACAGAAUUUCUUUUUAAAAAGGAAUAAAAAUAGCAAGGCUAAAUUUUUUAACACAAAGUUGUCAUUGGCAAUACAUGUUACAAACAGCAUGUAAUGUGUUUCAUGAGUACUCUUUAUGAAAAAAUUGUGCAUCUAGCUAGCUACAUAUAUAAAAAAUUGACAGAAUUUCAUUUUCUGUCUUUUUUGACUUGUCUAUUGAUUGCAGAUGCAUAUAGUGCUUUGAAUUAUUGAUGACUAAUAAUAAAAUUGUGAAAAAGUUUUGAUAAACCAUUUAAUUUUAUUUUUUUAUAAAAAUAAAGAAAUAUAUGAUUGUGUGGUGAAUCAUGCCUUCUGUAUUUACAGCAAGUUAAACUGGUCACAUGUCUAUAAAUAUGACAGUAUAUAUAUACUGGAAUCGGGACACCUAAUAUAACUAGUGCAUAUGACGCGCACUAUCCGCAAUGUUAUUUUUAUCUUUAUAAUAGGAAAGAUUUUUCGAUAGCAUUGUGAUUAACAUUUUAACAAUGGUUAGCGAUGUUCAUGUUGGAUUGUGAUGUUCAUGAUACUUUCAAAUGAUUUAUCAUGGUGUGUUUAAAAUAGAAAAAUUAUUUAUAUAUACAUAUGUAAUUUUAAAUCAUUAUCAGUAAUUAUUUAGAUUGUUAAAAAUGUUUGCUAUUUUUAAUUCAUUGUGUGUAACUUCCAGAGUGUAAAUAAAAUAUGUUAAAGAUUUUUUAAACAACCAGUAUACAGUUUUUUUUAAAAGAGAAAAGUGCGGGACAUUUAAACUCGCAAACCUCAAACAUGAGAACUGUAGCAACUCUCUCAGUUUUGACUUCCUUGUCCCAAUAGCUAAAAUAAAGAUUUAUAUACAAAGACAAAGCUUUCGAGUAUGUGUCUUAAAUGUUUUCAAAUGAUCCAUGGCAAUGUCUUCCCUUUCUACAAUCCUGUUUUGACUGUUUCCAAACGAUCUAUGAUGUUGUUUUUGCUUUCCACGGCCUCAUUUUAUGCUUUUUAAACAAUCUAUGGCAUUGUUUCUGCUUUCUACUUUCUAGAAACCUCCAUAGGUUUCUAGAAUCUCAUUUUGAUGCUUUUUAAAUGAUCUAUGGCAAUGGUUUUGCUUUCCAUGAUCCGUUUAUGAUGCUUUUUAACCCUAUUCGGUCCAAGGGGUGAGGCUUAAUUUAUGACUUUAGUCACGAUUUUUCGUACAUAAGUUUAAAUUCCGGGUUGUGAACUUUGAUAGAACUUGCUCUGUGUAUAUGUCCUCUACGCCAAAAUAGUAACCCCUGUGCGUUGUACGAGAGUAAAGGAAUUUUGGUCUUGCAUUUGUUUCUUAAAACUUUCAUUUUUUAAGAUUGCAUGCAUAGAUUUAUUGAGGCGUAAGAUUCAUCAUACAAAAUGACCUGCAUUAGCAUGUAAAAUAGAAUAAAGCAUUCAGAUCAUUUCGAUCAAGUAGUUUUGAAACUUGUGAAAUCAACUUUGUGAUUUUUAAGUUAUGGUUUGUGUAAAUAAUAAGAAUAAAAAAGAACAAAAAACUUUUUAACCUAUAGUUGAAGACAACUGGAACAUUGUGUAUUGUAAGACUUUGGGUAAUUUUAAGGGCUGAAAAGUGGUUUGAUUUUUUUUUCUUUAAACCUUUUUUAAAUGUUAGACGAUAAAGUUUAAACAAACGAUGACAAACAUUCUGUUGACUUUAAGUAAUUUUUUGUUUCUUGAUCUAUUUUGCUAACUGCUUAUAUUUUUUAUUUAUUUUUGCAAACAAGUGAUCUUGUAGCAAGGUAAAUAACCAAUUUGCUAUUGUAACUUCCAUAGCAUUAAAUUUAAUAAGGAAACACAUGAACUAUGAACUUAAAAAUACAUGAAUUAUGAACUUAAAACAUACAGAUUGUAAUGAAUUACAAUGUGAUUAAAGCUUCAUAAUGAAGUUUUAACUAUUUUAAUAAAAUUUGGGCCACAUAAAGAAUGUUUUUUCAACAACACACGGUGAUAUUAGGCUUUGUAAGGUAGUUUUUAACUAUUUUAUAAAAAUAUGUUGUCUAAGCUGUGUAGGAAAGUUUUUUAACAAUUGUAUCUCUAACUGUCACAUUGUUCAGGCUGUAUUUUUUAACUAUUUUACAUGACAUAAUCCACCCUUUCUAAUUUCUUUUAUACGUCAUCAAGGAAUUACCAACGCAUAAUGCUGUUGGACACGUUGACAUUUACAGUGACAAGUUUUGCCAACAUGAAUUACUAAUGCUUAAAUUCUUCAUACCUCAUACUUUUAUAGUUCUUAAUUCUCUUAGAUUUUUUAAUGUUUAAUUCAAACCAUGUAGUUUUCUGUUUUAGAAAAAAACCCAUUAAAAUGGAAGCAUGUGGUUUUCCUAUAAUUUUCCAACCUCUGUUAUAAAUGGCUUUAAAACAUUGCAUAUUAGCAGUAAUAACUUUUUUGUUUUUGACACAUGUGGUUUGUUCCACUCAUGGAAACUCAUCAGCUAAAGGUGAAGGAAUUGUGAUAUUCAAAUUUGAGUUCGAUCAUGUUGCAACACCAUUUAUUAUCUGUUUUUGGGUUCUGUUGGCAAGUUUAAUGAAAAUAGUGUUUCACCAUUCUGAAUGGAUAUCGUCCACUGUCCCGGAAUCAUGUAUGCUGAUUUUACUUGGAGUACCCAUUGGUUUUAUUUUAAGAGCAGCCAAAGAAAAUGCUGACAUACUUCUUACAUCAGAUUUGUUUUUCUACUAUUUGCUACCCCCAAUCAUUCUUGAUGCUGGUUAUUUUAUGCCAUCUAGAGUGUUCUAUUUAAAUAUUGGUACCAUACUUCUUUAUGCUGUUCUGGGCACCAUGUUUAACACCUUUGCCGUAGGUGUUUCUUUAUAUGCAACUCGUAAUGUAUGUAACAUGGAUAUCUCCUUAUUACAAGCACUGUUAUUUGGAUCUCUUAUAUCUGCUGUUGACCCCGUAGCUGUUUUGGCUGUGUUUGAAGAAGUUCAUGUUCAUGAAGUACUUUACAUGUUAGUGUUUGGUGAAUCAGUUUUAAAUGAUGCUGCAUCUGUGGUACUUUACAGAACCUUUGAAAGUUUAGAACAAAGUUCUGUUGAUGCAAAGCAGAUUGGUUUGGCUAUUGCAUCAUUUUUCGUUGUAUCAAUUGGUGGAACAAUAAUUGGUAUUGUGUUUGCACUGGUGACAAGUUUUAUUACAAAAUAUACAGAACAUGUUCGAGUGAUUGAACCAGUGUUCGUAUUUCUGAUGGCAUACAUGUCUUAUUUAUCAGCAGAAAUCUUUCAUUUUUCUGGGAUUAUGAGCAUCUUAUUUUGUGGUAUUGUUAUGAAGCCCUAUGUUGAGUCAAAUGUUUCAAGAAAGUCACAUACAACUAUAAAGUAUUUUCUAAAGUUGUUAAGUUCCUCGUGUGAAGCAAUUAUUUUUAUGUUUCUUGGUGCAUCAUUAGUGUUUGGCAGUCAUAAAUUUAACCUUGGUUUUGUGUGUUUCACUCUUGUCUUUAUCACUAUCUAUCGUGCUAUUGGAGUGACCAUACUAACUGGUAUUGCAAAUCGUUGUGGUCGUCUUACCAAAGUAAAGAAAGUAGAACAAUUCAUUAUGAGUUAUGGAGGGCUUCGUGGAGCUGUGGCGUUUUGCUUGGCUGUUUUAAUUAAAUCAACCAACAGUGUAUUUCGAAAUGUAGUUUUCACUACGACAGUAAUAGUGGUCAUUUUCACUGUCUUUGUUCAGGGUACCACAAUUAAAAAGCUAGUGAAACUUUUGGGUGUUAAAAGAACCCAGAAACGAGAAAAAUCCAUGGCAGAAACUUUAAAUGAUAGAAUGCUUGGAUACAUGGUUGCUGGUGUUGAAGAGAUCAUUGGUGUGCAUGGACAUGGCUUUUGGGCUAACAUGCUUGAAGUUAUUAAUAAAAAAUAUCUAAGGCGUUGGUUAGAAAGGGACCCAGAUUUGUUUCUAGAUGAAGAAAUUGUAUAUGCUGAAAGAAGGAUGGCAUUUAAACAUGCACUGACUUAUGCUGCCAAUCCGACAAUGAUGUUAGCAAGGGAGAAUGAUGAAGCAGAGUUAAGUGCUUUAAAACGAAACCCAUCCAUAGCUCUUCAGCUGGCGUUAAGGAGCCAGGAAUUAAAAGGAACUGAAUGUGGAAUGAUUGAUUACAACAUUCUUAAAGAUCAGGGGGAAUGUUCUAGCAAUGUUUGUUCUAAAGCUUUUAACGAGAGAACUAUAUCAAACCUUAUACCAAAAGCUAAAAAAAUGGUAAGACGUACUUACUCGCAAAGAAAAUAUACUUUGGAUUCGUUAGGUGAAAGGGACGCUAUUGAAGAUCACUAUCUACAACUAAAACGAAAUUCCUUAGUUCAAAGGCCAACUAGAUCACGUAACCAUAAGGGUCAUCAUCAUCACAAGCGCAAGCACAAAAGACAAAAAGAUAACAACUCUGGCAUGAGCUCAGUCACACAAGAAACAGAUCAGCAAGAUACUGUUGUUAGGAAGGCUCGUGUAAUUCAAUCAUCUGAUCAAAAUAGUGAGACAGAAAGUGAUGACGAAGGAAUACAACUUAAAACGAAGAUGCCAACAGAAGUCACUCCAUUAGUUACUAAUCCUCUGGUCUCACAAUCAUAUAAUAAACAAAAGACAGAAGAAGACAAAGCAAAUAGCAUUGAUGAAAGCCUGUCAAGAGAUGACAUGGUAAUUAAUAUAAUUGACCCAUGGGCCGAUAACUUAUCACCACCACGUAAAAGCCAGAUGAAUGCAGACAUGUCUGAUCGAUACAAAGACAGUAAUUAUACACAUGAGACUGGUUUAUGAUGAUUAGGUACAAUGCACUUGUCCUGAAAUAAGCAUAACAAAUUUUUUAACAUUUUCCAACGUAUGAUGAUUAUAAUAAUUGAUAUUUUUCGUUUAUCACCUUUUUUCCUUGCUUUUUUCAACCAAAAUUUAAAUGUAAUACAUUUUUCAUGUGUUUUUCAAAUUUUAUUCAAGCACCAAAAAAAAUUGUAACAUAGUGUGCAGUAUGAUGCACAUCAUAAAAUAUGAGACCUGUUACCUAAAAAAACCCAUUUAUUCUACUGCUGUUGACAGAUGUUUAAUUUAUUGAAAAUAUAAUGAGGAUGAAAAUCUACUGUUAGAAUAAAAAAGAAGUUUAAUGUACAAUUUAGUUCAAAAUAUAUUUAAACAAAACAGUAAGUUGUAAAGUUUAACCACACAAGUAAUUAUUCAAGCUGUUUCUAUUAUUACCUUUGCUGUUAGGCCUUUAUAAUCAACACUGUGGAUUAUUUUGUAAUGCUAGAAAGUGCAACUAGCAGAUUUACUAAACGCUGUCCACCUAGCCUACACAUUGCAUAAGUGGCAAUUCCACAGUCUCCCGGCAAAAGACCAUCGACUGUUAAAUAUUUUUAACCAUAUAUUUUGAAAACUGACUUUGCCUAUUAAACUUUGCCCAAGAUUUGUUUUGUUUAUGUCAAUUGUUAAUAAUCUUUUUCAGUAUAGUUUUCAAACUCUGAUUUUUCUAAUUUGUAUAAUAAUUUAAUUUGUUGCACAUAAACAGAAAUAUAGGAAUAUUUAUUCUACCAAUAAAAACAUUUGAUUAUUUAUGUUUGUAUAUAUUAAUAUAAUUAACUCUCAGCAUUAAGAGCACCGUUGAAAAAAAGUUUUUUAUUAUUUGUUUAUGUCCCCAGAUUUCUUUAUGUAAGUUUAUUUUUUUACACAAUGGAUUUAUUUCCAC